Molecule: messenger RNA, 711 nt
Organism: Drosophila rhopaloa
Lineage: Eukaryota; Metazoa; Arthropoda; Insecta; Diptera; Drosophilidae
Product: succinate dehydrogenase assembly factor 4, mitochondrial
Exons: 2
Coding region: 206-562 (118 amino acids)
Biological process (GO): mitochondrial respiratory chain complex II assembly
Cellular component (GO): mitochondrion
Source: RefSeq, a predicted model, not a curated record
AAAAAAAAUAAUAACGAAACGAAGCGGGUGCGAAUCGCGGGCUAUAAAAGCGAUUCUCAACCUCCGAUUUCAAUCCAGACGCGCACAAGCAAGCGAGUCACAAUAACUGCAAAGCGGCGGAGAAACAAUUAAGUGAAUAACAAAUAAUUAAAGAUUUAAAGAGUUGCCGGCAUCUUGCAUAACUGACAUAAUAAAUCCAAACAAAAUGCAAUCCAUAACCCGACAAACGGUGCGAGCCCUUCCCCAAGUGGGCAAGCAAGUGAGCUAUCUCUCGACGAGCGGAGCCUGGAGGGCAGCAGCAGGAGGUGGCGACAUGGUGGUGGAGAUCAAGGAGCCAAAGACCCGAACCGAAAAGCUGAUGGCCUUCCAGAAGAAGCUGCGUGCCAAAACGCCGCUGGGCAAACUGGACGAGUUCUCGCGCCAUCCCUACCAGGAGAAAGAGCCCCUCAAGCCCUGGCCCAAUCAGACGAAUCCCUACACGGGCGAGAUCGGUGGACCCUCUGGACCGGAGCCCACUCGGUACGGCGACUGGGAGCGCAAAGGUCGUGUCUCCGAUUUCUAGUCCCCAAAGAGUUCCUUAACUAGUACUUAGGCUGUUAUUUAAAUGCUACCAUCUAAGACUUGAAAAAUCAAAAAAACAAAAAUGUAUACUCGUGAAAAACUACUUAUUGAAUAGUGUAAAAAAAUAAAUAUUUUUAAAGUAAAAUAUAA